This is a messenger RNA of Patiria miniata (bat star), 655 nucleotides long. RefSeq names its product RNA-binding protein Musashi homolog 2-like. Bases 287 to 640 code for a protein of 117 amino acids. Gene Ontology annotation, cellular component: cytoplasm. The record is from RefSeq and is a predicted model, not a curated record. The transcript has 6 exons. NCBI's taxonomy places the organism in Eukaryota, Metazoa, Echinodermata, Asteroidea, Valvatida, Asterinidae. Gene Ontology annotation, molecular function: RNA binding.
UACGUGCAUGUUACACACGCGAUGCAAUGUGUAGUGUAGUAUCCCACGUGUGGUAAUAUUGGCGCGGUGUGCUGCCUUUGCGUGUAUUAUUACUAUAGUGGCCUAGCGUACAAAACCGCACACGGACAUUUACCACACUGUACCAUCGUGUAUCCGCAGCUAGCAUAGCAAAAGGCGCGUGUGACCACACACCAUACGUACAUUCACUACCGUAGGACUCAUCUGUACCUUAGUUCAGUUUUUAGUAGCGUAGAUUUUUAAAAAUAGGAAUAAAUCCCCACGAAUCAUGGACGCAGGAAACACCCAGAACGCCAACGUACACGGCACGGAGAUCGCCAACGAUCCUGGGAAAAUGUUUAUAGGCGGGCUGAGUUGGCAGACAGAAACAGAUAGCCUAAGGGAUUACUUUCGCAAGUACGGAGAUAUCAAGGAAUGCGUUAUCAUGCGGGAUCCUUCCUCUAAGAAAUCAAGGGGAUUCGGGUUUGUCACGUUCGGCGACCCCAAGUGCGUAGAGAAAGUGCUAAAAACAGACCGCCAUGAAGUAGACAGUAAAAAGAUUGACCCCAAGGUCGCUUUCCCCAAAAGGUCACCGCCCAAGAUAGGGGAUAACAGUGAACCAUGCGUAGAAACUGUGAGUUAAUUUUUUUUUCAUUUU